Messenger RNA from Symbiodinium pilosum, 336 nucleotides. Lineage: Eukaryota; Dinophyceae; Suessiales; Symbiodiniaceae. The record is from the annotation of a GenBank genome assembly.
GCGCAACGGCUUCUGGGCCGUGCUUUCUGAGCUGGAACAAGGCCCAGCCUACAAUGAGGAGGAGCUAUCCACAGACACAGAGCUGAAUGAGGACGAGGAGGAGCCCUUGGAUGAGGAGGAGAAGCUGCUGGUGGAACGACGGAGGGAGCUUAAGGCUCUGCUCAUCGCUUCGCGACAAAGAGCGGACGCGUUAGCCAGCGCCAUCGAUGUGCAGGUAGAGGAGGUGGUGACCAAGGAGAAGGAGAGGAUGCAGGUCAUCGAGGAGCUCUCGCGGCAUUGUUCCGAGCUUCAACGCACACAGGAGCAGCGGCAACAGGGCCUGCUUCAAGAGCUGGA